AUACCUUUCAGUCCCGCCAGCAACGAUGAAUUCCAUGGCGGCGAAACGUCUCUUUCAAGAGUACAAAGGUCUCAGCGUUGAGCCACCGAUUGGCAUCACCGCGGGACCAGUCAACGAAGAUGACCUCUUCGUCUGGGAAGCCAUGAUUGAAGGACCAGAGGGCACGCCAUUCGAAGGCGGAGUCUUUCCUGCCGAGUUGAAGUUCCCACGCGACUACCCGCUCAUGCCGCCGACCAUGAGGUUUCUGUGCGAUAUUUGGCACCCAAACGUCUACCCUAAUGGUACCGUAUGCAUAUCGAUUCUUCAUCCUCCCGGCGACGAUCCGAACCACUACGAGCAUGCCUCCGAGCGGUGGUCACCGAUCCAGAGCGUGGAGAAGAUCUUGAUCAGUGUGAUGAGCAUGAUUGCGGAGCCGAAUGACGAGAGUCCUGCAAACAUCGAUGCGGCGAAGAUGUGGCGCGAGAGGAGGAAGGAAUACGAGGCUAGGGUCAAGGCUGACGUGAGGAGGAGUCUGGGGUUGUGA
This is a messenger RNA of Zymoseptoria tritici IPO323, 523 nucleotides long. RefSeq lists its product as uncharacterized. NCBI's taxonomy places the organism in Eukaryota, Fungi, Ascomycota, Dothideomycetes, Mycosphaerellales, Mycosphaerellaceae. The transcript is spliced from 2 exons. Bases 26 to 523 code for a protein of 165 amino acids. Gene Ontology annotation, cellular component: cytosol; endoplasmic reticulum. The record is from RefSeq and is a predicted model, not a curated record.